GCACCUGGGCCGCCGCUAACGGGGCUCCCGCGUGUGCUCUGCCCAUAGGCAAGUCCGCAGCCGCCUUGGAGGAUGGACAUCAGGCCAAACCACACCAUCUACAUCAACAACAUCAAUGACAAGAUUAAGAAAGAAGAACUGAAGAGGUCCCUGUAUGCAUUAUUCUCACAAUUUGGUCAUGUUGUCGACAUUGUGGCUUUAAAGACUAUGAAGAUGAGAGGACAGGCUUUUGUGAUAUUUAAAGAACUUGGAUCGUCUACCAAUGCUUUAAGACAGCUGCAAGGCUUUCCAUUUUAUGGGAAACCAAUGCGUAUUCAGUAUGCAAAAACAGACUCUGAUAUAAUCUCUAAAAUGCGUGGUACUUUUGCUGAUAAGGAAAAAAGGAAGGAAAAGAAGAAGGCCAAGUCUCUGGAGCAGUCAGCAAAUGCAGCAAAUAAAAAGGUUAUCCAGGGAGCAACACAAAAUUCAGCCAGUGCCCCAGGGACUGCAGCACAGAAUCAGCAGGUGCCUGAUAACCCACCAAACUAUAUCCUUUUCCUUAAUAACUUGCCUGAGGAAACAAAUGAGAUGAUGCUCUCCAUGUUAUUCAAUCAGUUUCCUGGAUUCAAAGAAGUACGCUUAGUGCCUGGGCGCCAUGACAUUGCAUUUGUGGAGUUUGAAAAUGAGAAUCAAGCAGGAACUGCUCGAGAUGCUCUCCAGGGAUUCAAGAUUACUCCAUCUCAUGCCAUGAAAAUCACUUACGCAAAGAAAUAAUCAGAUGCUCCUGUAAAGGACUUCUGUGGGUUUGGUUUUUUUAAUAUUAUGAUACUUUGAUCAGCUAGCAUGUUUGCUGUUCUAUGCAGAAAACUUGAGACUUGUGUAAAAUUGCCACAAUGGCCAGGACAGAUGUAGGAUUUCCGUGGGUCUACUGAAUGGUAAUUUUUUGUGUUGAGAUACUAAUUUUUAUAAAAAUAAAUCCAGUUUAUGCUGUUUUCAA
This is a messenger RNA of Opisthocomus hoazin, 976 nucleotides long. The record is from RefSeq and is a predicted model, not a curated record. NCBI's taxonomy places the organism in Eukaryota, Metazoa, Chordata, Aves, Opisthocomiformes, Opisthocomidae.